Molecule: messenger RNA, 3024 nt
Organism: Seminavis robusta
Lineage: Eukaryota; Bacillariophyta; Bacillariophyceae; Naviculales; Naviculaceae
Source: the annotation of a GenBank genome assembly
AUGUUGGAAGAGGGAGGCGUUCGGCUUGUCGUUGCCUUUGUGUGUUCCUUUUUGAUCCUUUGCUUGUCCCCGUGGUUGUUGCGGCCGAAAAGAGACGCGGAGGAAGAGCGCCACAAGCACUACACUGCUAGGCAGAGUAUGAGCGAAGACGACAACGAUGAUGACGAUGAUGACAACCACAACGAUUGGACAUCUUCGGCGGCGGAUCAAUUGGUGGAAGAUCUCCUCUCUCGUGUGGGUGCUAGUACAGUGACCGCUACCACAGAUGGUUUACUGGAGGAUGCUGCUUCGGUGUUUGGUAUUAGUCGAUCAUCAACAACAGCAUCACAUGCACAUGUAGUAACCCCACUACUACUACCACUGAGACGAUCCAUCAGUCUCCCCCGGAAAUUAGACACUUCCUUCUUGUCGCUUCCCCCCGCCAGCCGCGACACGUUGGCUCGUCCUUCGCGACUCCAACUCCGGACUCGAUCCGUCGAUGCCUUGACGCGAUUUCCGCACAGUGAACAACUCGCCGUCUUGGAUACGGCCAAUCGUCGACGAUCUCGACUCGUCAUGGAUCUACUCUAUGCCGCGUCCAAUAACAACAACAAUCAUGGAUGGCAACAACCACGACGGGCUCCUCCUCCCGUGCCACCGCAACCACGAUGGCGUGCCGCACGACACUUGGCGGCUCCUCGUCAUCCUCAUUUGGCGAGACCGCAUCACCGUCGUCGAGUAGUACCCGAUCGUUGGGCACCACCCCCGGAUCACGUGCGACUGCAAUUACUCAUGGCGCGAGAACAAGCUUUUUUGGCAUCGUCCGCAUUGCAGCAACAACAACAACAAGCAUCCGUGGACGGAGAAUCAUCCCUAGUAGUGGAUACGACAUUGCAACGCAAUCUCAAACCCAUUCAAGGAAAUGAUCCCGAUUGUACCAGUUUUACACAAAUUGUCUCUUCCGAUGAAGGAGCCCAAUUAUUGGCGACGGCAUUGGAACACAAUACAGUCUUGCAGACACUUCAUUUGCAUCCGUCCGGAUGGAAAGAUUUGGGUAUGAUUAAGAAAAUUGCCAAAAUCAUUCGUCAGCAUGUUGCGCUAGAGGAAAUUCAUCUCUAUCAAAACAACAACAAUGAACGCCAACAACACAAUUUUGUCUCGCAAUUGGCAUGGGAUAUACUCAUUCAAGCCAUGCAUCGGAAUCCACACAUUCAACAGUGGGGACUCCAUUUUGCCGCGUCGUCACUGGAACAAGAAACCAUUACCGAUACCCUCUGUCACUGCAUUGCCACGUGCACCCAUCUAAAGACGUUGCACAUUAUUGACGAACAGUAUCGGGGAUCCAUGGUGCUCACAACCGGCAACAACAACAAGACAAACAACAAUACUAAUGCGUCGCCCCAUUGCAAAUUGGCGCGUGCCAUUGCCCAAGCUACAGCACUUCAAACAUUGCACCUCCAAAAAGUGGAUCACUCGUACAUGGAGUAUCUCUUUCGAGAAUGCGCUCGUUCUACAUCAUGUCUGCAAGCACUUCACAUUGAAUCGACCAGUCAUGCCGGCACGGCAGGGCUCGAAACAUUUCUUACACAGCCAAGCUGUCAAUUGAAAACGCUCCAAUUGAAACACGUGCAGACAUUUCAACGGGUGCACAUGGAUCAGCUCGUGGGCGGAUUGACAAACAAUAAGACGGUCAAACAUAUUGCCUUUAUGGAUUGUGGAUUCCACCCCGAAGUCGUACGGCCACUUCAAGAUUUAGUCCGCAAACGAUUGGAUUUGGAAUCCUUUCAAUUAACACGGUGUCAAGCCGAUCCGACCAUGGCUGUAUUGACCUGUUUUCAAAAUAAUCAUUCCCAGGUGGCGUCCAUUACCAUGGGAUAUUCGUUGGGGAUUGAGGAUCGAUUGGGAGGAGAUGCCAUUCGCAGCGUGUUGCGGUACAAUUCCACCUUGCAAUCCUUGAAUUUGACGGGAAGUCAUCGACUCGGGCAAGUGGGCCUGCGGCAUUUGGCACGUGGAUUGGGUAAGAACUCGACACUUGCGAAACUGGAUUUGUCGCAUUGCAGUGUGCCACUGCCAUCCUUGGCGCUCAUGAUUCAGCACGUUACCGGGAAUCCCACUUCCGCACUGUCGAGCAUCAACCUGAGUCACAAUUCGCUCAGUCAAGGAGGAGUGCGGUUGUUGGUGGACGAUUGGUUGUUGCAUCCCAAUAGUCAGUUGCGAGAACUCAUUCUCAAUCGGUGUGACAUGGUCCCGGAAGCGACAUUGAUGCUGAUUCGGGCCAUUUCCAACAACACGACACCGUUGGAAGUCCUCGAAAUGAUGGAAUGCGGACGAUUGACGGUCAAUGCACUGCAAGAGAUUGCCGAAUCCUUGUUUCGAAUGGGGAAUCUGCGCGUAUUAAAGGCGUCGUGCUUCAAAUCGGCCGUGCAUACGAUUCGUCCCGUGCCAGCACACGCCGCAGCUCCGCCUGCUGCUGGCAAUAAUAACGACAACGACUUGCUCAUUGCUAUGAAUGACGACAGCGACGAUGAAGACGACAGUGACUUGGAAGAUGAUCCCAUCGUCGUUGCUGCUGUGGUGGAAGCAGUGGCCAAUCGAAAUGCCAAUGCUCACCUUCACAAUAUUCAGCAGCAGCCGGAACCAGCCAUGACGGGUUCCAUGAGGCUGCUACGGGAAACAUUCUUGGCAGGAUUGAUCCACAAUCAACGACUGGAGCACAUUUCUCUGGUGAAUGUACUGGAAUGCGUCAUGAAGCCAAAGGAUGCCGCCCGGGUCCGCGCUUGGAUGGAUUUUUGUGGCAAGCGGAAUUGUUUGCAGCCUCUAUUGCAACAGUCCGAAAUCCCACUUCUGGAGAUCCUGUUAGAUAUCGUGAGGGAAUGUCGGGAUCCACGAACUCGCAACCUGAAUGCAACGGGGCUCUCCCUCACGUACCAUUGCCUGUGCAAUAGACCGGAUGCUUUGGAUAGGGUUCAGCGCAUGUUGACUGAAGCCGAGCGGUUGGACGAAAUGAAAGUAUCUUCUGACGGUGGUGUGCCUCUGCAAGGUUGA